AUGAGGCGAAGCGUCGUGCUGGCGGCCAUCCAGCAGUCGAGUGGCGUCGCAGCCACCGCUCCAGAUGGCACACCAACACCGCCACCCAGCAGCAGCAAGAUCCGAGUUCUCUCCGAUGUGUCUAGGACCGCAAACGGCGCCGGCUUCGGCCCGCUCCUCGGGCGCAAGCCCUUCAAGUCGCCCUCAUUCGCCUCCAAACGCCAAGACGCCGAUGCAAGCGGAAGGAAGCGCGCCCGAGUCAGCUACAAGGGUAUGGACGGCGCCGCAAACGAUGACGGCUCCGAGGCCGAAGAGGGCUCCGACGACGACGGCGCCGGCGGCAAGCCGGCAAAGAAGAAAAAGACGUCCAAGGGCUCGGCAAAGACGCUCGAGGGCGUGUACAAGGGCAUCGACGCCACCGGCGUCUCGCUCAACGUCGACAGGAGAAAGUGGGCCACUUUUGCCGUAAAACCCGACGCCAUCAAAAAGGGCUUCGCCGUGCCCAUGAUGCGCAGCAAAGACGGCCAGGUGGUCGAGGUCCGCGCGUCCAACGCCGCGCUCGGCACGCGCAGGAGCGGCGAGAUCCCCCCGCGCCCGCUGCACGACCCUAUGGGCGAGCACGCCAUCGUCCUCUUUGACCCCACCGUCGACGACAAGGACGCCGAGCGCCGCAAGGAGGAGCUCCAGAAGAAGCAGGAGGAGGAGGAGGCCAAGAUCGAGGCGGGCGGCAAGGGCCCGCACAAGAGCCUCGCCGAGAUCCUCGGCCUCAACAACGUCAAGAAAAAGGAAGUCGAAAAGGUGCCCGUCGUCAUCGACCCGAGGCUUGCCAAGGUGCUGCGUCCGCACCAGGUCGAAGGUGUCAAGUUCCUCUACCGAUGCACGACCGGCCUCAUCGUCGACAACGCUUUUGGCUGUAUUAUGGCCGACGAGAUGGGUCUCGGAAAGACGCUGCAGUGCAUUGCGCUCAUGUGGACGCUGCUUAAGCAGUCUCCGAAGCCGGGCAAGUCGACAAUCGAUAAGUGCAUCAUCGCGUGUCCGUCGUCGCUGGUCCGCAACUGGGCAAAUGAGCUGGUCAAGUGGCUCGGUGCUGCCGCGCCUGGCACGUUUGCCCUCGAUGGCAAGCUCAGCAAGGAGGAGAUGAUCGAGGCGGUCCGCAGGUGGUGCAGUGCUUCGGGUCGUUCGGUCACGCAGCCUGUCAUGAUCGUGUCCUACGAGACGCUGAGGAACCUGCAGGAGGAGCUGGGCAACACCGAAGUAGGCCUGCUCCUCUGUGACGAGGGUCAUCGGCUCAAGAACGCAGAGUCACUCACGUUCCAGGCCCUCAACCAAAUCAAGGUCCGUCGCCGUGUCAUUCUGUCCGGCACGCCAAUCCAGAACGACCUGUCCGAGUACUUUGCGCUGCUCAACUUUGCCAACCCGGAGCUGCUCGGCUCCAAGACAGAGUUCCGCAAGAACUUCGAGCUGGCCAUCCUCAAGGGGCGCGAUGCCGACGCCACGGAGAAGCAGCAGCAGGAGGGCAACGAGAAGCUGGCGCAGCUCUCGGCCCUGGUCAGCAAGUUCAUCAUCCGCCGCACCAACGACUUGCUGUCCAAGUAUCUGCCGGUCAAGUACGAGCACGUCGUCUUCUGCAAGAUGUCUUCGUUCCAGCUGGACCUCUACCGCCUCUUUAUCCGCUCGCCCGAGAUCAAGAAGCUGCUGCGCGGCACGGGCUCGCAGCCGCUCAAGGCGAUUGGCAUCCUCAAGAAGCUGUGCAACCACCCGGACCUGCUCGACCUGCCGCACGACCUUGACGGCAGCAAAGAGUUCUUCCCCGAGGGCUACACGCCACGCGACCGCCGCCAGGUGUAUCCGGAGCUGUCGGGCAAGAUGAUGGUGCUGCAGCGCUUCCUCGAGACGAUCCGUGCCACCACCAACGACAAGAUUGUGCUCAUCUCCAACUACACGCAGACGCUCGAUGUCUUCGAGCGCAUGUGCCGCGCCAACCGCUGGGGCAACUUCCGCCUCGACGGCACCAUGACGGUCAACAAGCGCCAGAAGCUCGUCGACAAGUUCAACGACCCCGAGGGCAAGGAGUUCAUCUUCCUGCUCAGCUCCAAGGCCGGAGGGUGCGGCCUCAACCUCAUCGGCGCCAACCGCCUCGUCCUCUUCGACCCGGACUGGAACCCGGCGUCGGAUCAGCAGGCGCUCGCCCGUGUGUGGCGAGACGGGCAGAAGAAGGAUUGCUUCGUCUACCGCUUCAUCGCCACCGGUUCCAUCGAGGAGAAGAUCCUGCAGAGGCAGUCGCACAAGCAGUCGCUCUCUUCGUGCGUCGUCGACGAGGCGCAGGACGCGGCGCGCCACUUUUCGGGCGAGGACCUGCGGGCGCUGUUCCAGUUCAAGGAGAAUACGCUUUGCGACACGCACGACACGUACAAGUGCAAGAGGUGCAAGGAAGGGCGGCAGUGGAUCAAGGCGCCGGCGCUGCUGUACGGCGACACGAGCACGUGGAACCAUUACCCCAAGGACCAGAUGCACCAGCUGCACGACGACCUGCUGCGCGCCGAGACCAACCACGACGACGUCUCGUUUGUCUUCCAGUACUGCAGCCACUAG
This is a messenger RNA of Pseudozyma flocculosa PF-1, 2571 nucleotides long. RefSeq lists its product as uncharacterized. Gene Ontology annotation, cellular component: nucleus. Lineage: Eukaryota; Fungi; Basidiomycota; Ustilaginomycetes; Ustilaginales; Ustilaginaceae. Gene Ontology annotation, biological process: double-strand break repair via synthesis-dependent strand annealing; reciprocal meiotic recombination. The transcript has 10 exons. The record is from RefSeq and is a predicted model, not a curated record. The coding region runs from base 1 to 2571 and encodes 856 amino acids. Gene Ontology annotation, molecular function: hydrolase activity, acting on acid anhydrides; DNA translocase activity; ATP binding.